UUUUUUCGCGACGGUAAAAAACGCGACUCUCCGCCAAUUGAAAUUUGUUAGUGGCAAAAUCCGUAAUGAAACAAUUGCUUUGCUUUUCUGCUCUCUAUCUCGUUUUUUUUUUUUUUGCACACAUCGCGGUCAUAGGAAGAACAACUUAAAACUCGCAACGAUUUAACGAACGUUUCUCUCUCCGUGUCAUAUUUUUUUACCUUGUUCAUAUUUGUUUGUGUUUUAAAAUUGCUCACACAUACACACGCGCGUAUUUGGAAAUACAUUUGCAUUUUUUUUUUUUAAAUAGAAGUUUCCAAGCCCCGAGGGAAAGUUCGUGAAAACUAUACGGGAGUCGAGAGACACUCAUUUUUUUUUGUUUGAUAAAAUCCUCGUGUGUGCGUGCGCGUCGUCUGUGUCUCCUUCCUCUCCCCUCUUCUCGCAGACCGUUCCAGACUUACGAUCGUGAGAUAAGUGUGUGGAGUGUACGCGAGAGAGCGAGAGACGAGGAGGUUAAAACACACACGCUAUUCGCGAGCGAUGGGGUUCGACGUGAAUCGCUUUCAGGGCGACGUGGACGAAGAACUCGUGUGUCCGAUAUGUUCCGGUGUGCUUGAGGAUCCCGUCCAGAUAAGUCCUAAUAUGUUGCAGGCACCAGUAUGCGAGCAUGCCUUUUGUCGUACCUGUAUCAAUGAGUGGAUAAAUCGUCAGCCUACCUGUCCCUUGGAUCGCACACCCAUCACAUCAGCUCAGCUUAGAGCAGUUCCCAGAAUCUUGAGGAACCUUCUCGCACGUUUGUGCAUCAAUUGCGACAAUAUUGUGUACGGCUGCAACACGAUCGUCAAACUGGACAGCUUGGCGUCUCACUUGGAGCAGUGCGAAUACAAUCCGAAGAGACCAAUGUUGUGCGAGCAAGGUUGCAGUCUGAUCAUCCCUAAAAACGAGCUCAAGGAUCACAAUUGCGUGCGAGAACUUCGCAAUCUGAUACAGUCGCAGCAACAGAAACUGGCCGACAUGAAACGCGAGCUCGGCGAGCAGCAGCUGCAGAUCAAUCAACACAAGCGCGAGAUACAUCUGUUGAAGGAUUUUAUGCGCGCUCUCAGAGUGUCGAAUCCAGCGAUGCGAGCGAUCGCCGACCAGAUGGAACGGGACGAAGUUGUCAGAUGGUCCGCGUCCUUACCUCGCGCCAGGGUCACCAGGUGGGGCGGCAUGAUCUCCACUCCGGAUGAAUUGUUGCAGACAAUGAUAAAGAGAACCCUGUCGGAGUACAAUUGUCCACCGCAUGUGAUCGAUGAGCUGAUGGAGAACUGCCACGAGAGAAAGUGGCCGCCGGGCUUAAAUUCCCUCGAGACCAGACAGAACUCGCGACGGCAGUACGACAAUUAUGUAUGCAAGCGAGUACCUGGCAAGCAAGCUGUGCUGGUACUACAUUGUGAUAACACGCAUAUGCCGGAAGACAUGAUGGUUGAACCGGGGCUAGUAAUGAUCUUCGCUCAUGGCAUUGAGUAGAAUCGUUGAGAGUCGUAUGUGAAUAUGACUUUUUUAUUGAACAUUUCACUAUGGAACCAGGAUCAUCGAUGUCGCUUUGCAAAUUACAAAGAGUGAAUAUUGAAGAAUGAAUAUUGAAAUUUGUUCUUCCAUCAUUUGCGAACUGACAUGGAUGGUUCUGGAUCCCCACUCAGGAUUGACUCGACCGAACGCGUCAAGAUUUAUUUGGAAAAAUAUUCCGGGAUACAUUCGUCUCGUUUAUGGCUGGAAUCGUAAGAUUGCAAGAGCCUUUGCAUACAUUUAAAAACAAUGAUGCACACACUGUCGCCCUUUGUGAUACGCAAUUCUACAGGCACGAUUGCACAUACAGGGUCGAUCAGGACAUUUAUUGUAAUUGACGCAAGAAAUUCUCUAAGCAGUGCAGAUCACUUGCACUACUCUGCUGAACCCCACAUUGAAGCCUGCCAGAAGCUAUUAUAAGUUAUCUGAGUACAAAAGCAUAUAUAACGUAUAGCUACUUUGACCGAGAAAGUGUUCAAAAGUGUUCAUAUGUAUGUUGUAUAUUUAUAUAAAAAAAAAAAAAAAAAACAACAACAAAUACAUAUUAUAUAAUACGUUCUAAAUAAUAUAAUGAUAUAACACACAUCGAACGUUUUGAUUUAUGCUUUUGCAUUUGAACAACUUUUUACGUACGACUUUACGUAACGCGAUCUUUAAUGUGCAUCAAUGCGGAGUAGUGUGCGAUCAAAUCUGCUCUAAAAAAAAAAAAUCAGAACACAUUUCUUGUCAUAAUAGGUUCGGCUUGCCAUUAUCGGUUACCUUGACCGAAUCUUCGCAGAAAAACUCAAUCGAGUGUCUGGAUUGUUACACUGUGAUAUUCCACGUCGGUGAGAAACCUACUUUAAAGGUGCGUGAUAAAUGACCAUUCUCGAUCGACCAGUCGAUCAAACGAAUAGUGCAUUUUUCUUUUCACCGGCAGUCCGUUUAUCGUAUUCAUUUCAGGAUCGUUUAUGGAUACCUAGAAGUCUGUGAGUGUCUAAAUAUAAUAUUUUAGAAGAUUAAGCGAGAGAUGAUCGAAGAGAAAAACAAAAAUCCACAUUGUGACUCGAUAAUGCAAACAUGAGAUCUCGAAUAAUGGGGGAAAUAGAUUCGUUAUCACUGUGAUCCGUUUUUAAACAUUUUUACACGUGUGUGUCUCAGAAGCCGCGUUUUUUCUUCUGACAAACUUUUUCACUUCUCUGCGAUUUAUUUUGUUCUUUCUUAAAUUUCUUUACUUUUGUAAAGUUUUCAUCUAUUAUACAUUUGUGUACGUCAUAAGUAAGUCCUCCAUAAGCCACCAGACCUACUUAAAGCACUCCCUACGAAUUGUUGUCAAUUAUUGUCUUUGUUUAUAAAUUCUAGUAAUAUAUGUCGCAAAUAUUUGUUGCUCUUAGUUGAUAGCACGUUUUACUUGCUUGUUGUAUCAUAUCAUGCUGAGAUGUCUUAUUGUAUCUUUUUGCUCUGAAAGAAGUAUUCAGUUGAAAAUAUCUGCGAAGUUCCGUAUUAUUUAACACACCAAUCAAUUUCAUUAUUAUUGUAGUAGCCGAAUUAGUUUUAUUGCACACAUCAUUGAUUUACGGUUUGCGAAUUGUGUAACGUCAAAAUAUGACUUUUUUUUUCUUCGUAUAGUAUUUUUUCUACGGUAUAACAUAUAUGUACACAAUAGACCCAGCAGAUGUAAGUCAAGAUCACAAAGCGCAACACUUUUUUUUUUUUUUUUUUGUCGACGACAAUCGAGUGAUCCAAGUUUGUAAACGCGUAAUAAAAAAGCAAUGAAAAAGCUAUUUGUAUGUCAAGAUAAGAAUCGUUUCUCUCUCGACAAAAAAAUGAUCUUGUAAUGCCCUGUCAAUGCAUUAGAUAUCGUGCUUUAAUUUACGUUUAAGAGAUCUUCGAGAAAAGUCAUAUAUAUUGAAGAAAGCCACAGAAAAUAACCCGGAGAAUAUUAAGAACACAAGAGAAUCGUAUUUGAUAUCUUUUAUAUCUCUUUUUUCGUUCAAAACAAAAAAAAAGAAAAAAAAAAUAACACUCUCGACAAACGCCACUAAAAAAAAUCACGAAGUAACAUAAACUUGUAAGUAAAUUAGAGUUUUAAACACAUAAUGUGUUGUAUACGUAAAAAAGAAAACAAACAAUUGUAAAACAAUUCAGCAUAAUAAUAGAUUGAUCAUAUGUAUAUACGUAUGCAUACAUAUUAAUGCUAAUAAACCAGAUGUUUAUUUACGCAUAUUAUAGAUGAAUUUUCGAUAUACACUUUGUAUUUUUAUUUUUUUCUCUCUCUUUUUCUCUCUCACUCCAAACGAGUUAUGCAAUCCGCAAAUUCCGUGCAGGAUUAUGUGUACGAUGUAAAUGAGAUGUAAUUGCAACAGUUAAAUUUUAAUACUUUUUUUUUUUUUUUUUUACUUUAAACGCAACACACAAUCGGUAAAAACUAUUUUCUUUUAUUCUCGUUCGCAAUACGAAGUAUCAAGUGUAUCGGUCAAUAAUCAAUAAAUAAUCGGUAAUAUCAUUGUUUACAAUAAAAAUGUUCCAUAAUUCUUUUGAGUUAAAAAAAAGAAGAAAAACAUUUCACGCACACAUUUUCCAAGUUUCAAUUUUAACGCUUAUCAUUUUUGAUCAUUUUUGCGCAGAACGAUUUACUUUUACUAAGUUAAACGUAAUUUUUCAUUUGCACAUAGUUUUCACGAUUGCACUCUUUCACUUCACGUAAUACUUGUGUAUGUGUGUGUGUGUGUGUGUGUGUUCAACUAACAGUCGCAUUAUUUUGUUUUUCGCUGCAGCGUAAUAGUUUCCAACACAUUUGCGUUCAUGCAAAUCAAGUAAAUAAUUUGUUUGUCACAAAUUUCGUUUGAAGUUUUCGAACACUUCCGAAUGAUAGAAACGUAAAUUGUUUAAAUUUUGAUCACUAUAACGAAACAACAACGAUUGCGCGCAUUUUGACGAGGAGGAGCAGGCGAUUAUUUGAGAGAACAAUGAUUUUCGCGCAUCAGUCACACAAAACAAUAUCAAGACUGAAUCAAAAAAAAAAAAAAAAAAAAAAAAAAA
Messenger RNA from Pseudomyrmex gracilis, 4548 nucleotides. It is a transcript of the gene elgi, whose product is annotated as E3 ubiquitin-protein ligase NRDP1. The coding region runs from base 520 to 1488 and encodes 322 amino acids. The record is from RefSeq and is a predicted model, not a curated record. The transcript is spliced from 3 exons. Gene Ontology annotation, biological process: regulation of canonical NF-kappaB signal transduction; positive regulation of JNK cascade; tumor necrosis factor-mediated signaling pathway. Gene Ontology annotation, molecular function: ubiquitin protein ligase activity; metal ion binding. Lineage: Eukaryota; Metazoa; Arthropoda; Insecta; Hymenoptera; Formicidae. Gene Ontology annotation, cellular component: plasma membrane signaling receptor complex.